Drosophila innubila is the source of this 4114-nucleotide messenger RNA. RefSeq names its product anoctamin-1 (gene subdued). The transcript has 15 exons. The record is from RefSeq and is a predicted model, not a curated record. The coding region runs from base 318 to 3572 and encodes 1084 amino acids. Gene Ontology annotation, cellular component: plasma membrane. Gene Ontology annotation, biological process: chloride transmembrane transport. Gene Ontology annotation, molecular function: chloride channel activity; protein dimerization activity. Lineage: Eukaryota; Metazoa; Arthropoda; Insecta; Diptera; Drosophilidae.
UUUCGCUAGAAGCGGUUCUAUCGCACUCGCCGCGAGCACUGGUGCCGUUAUUUUGAGCGCAUCGCAAUCACGGCAAUGCAAUCAAUUGUGUAAUAUAUAAAAUAAUAAGCGCAAGACUUAAUAACCAGUGAUUACCUGAAGUCAUUUUUAAUGUUUUUCACUUUAAAUUCAAGCUGACUUCGCGUUGAUUUAUUUUGGCCAACGCGAACCGAAAUUUGUGCCAGCCACACGCACACACAUGCACACGCACACAAAUGCAAAUGUCAUGAAAGAAAGUAAACAAGUUGAACGAGAAAUUAGCACAAGAAUAAAGCAAUAUGCUAAAUUUAGAUAAUGCCAAUGGCAAUUCCAAUGAGUUGGAAACGAAUUAUUCUCCACAGCCUCCCGCACAGCCGGCAAAUGAAUCCUCUCAGCUGCUCUCUCCGGCGGCAUCUGGUGAAGUGGAACCUCCCUACACGGCUCCAUUGGCGCCCUACGACAUGGAGCUGGUGAAGCGGGUUGGCAUUAAGGGCAAACUCGUGGCCAGCGAAAGCAUAUGGAGCGACGGCCUCAAGCGGAACAAUCCGCAUACGGACGUGGAUGCGACAACGCGUUUCAUGAAUCUCGAGCGAGGCGACGAUGCCACAGAAGCAACAAGAAUGUCAUCGAGUGAAUCACUUAAUUUGCACGAGAAGCGCGCCAGAUUUGCGGAGAGUAGCUCAAGUACCUUACCACUGCCAGAGAUUGGCGGUCAGUUGGCCAACGGCAAGUCCAAUCACUCAACCCCUUUACUGCCAAUGAGUGAACCCGGUUACGAUGAGCGCGAAUGCAGCUGUCCACGUGAAUUCUAUCAAAGAGCUGAGCUCAAUACCUCCCUCUUCUUUGAGGAUUGCAAACGUUCUAUUGACUUUGUGCUCGCCUACAAGAUCAAUGCACACGAGCCCACGGAAACGGAAAAUACGGAAAAGCGUCGCGUAUUUCAAGAGAAUCUAAUACAUCAAGGACUCGAGGUGGAGCUCAGUCAAAAGGAGCAAAUCUACUUUGUCAAAAUACAUGCUCCUCUGGAGGUGCUGCGUCGCUAUGCGGAGAUACUUAAGUUGCGUAUGCCCAUGAAGGAAUCCUUUUGUAAUAUGCGCGUUUAUGAAAGAUCAAAUCGUCUACACAAUGCGGCGCAUUAUUUAUCCAAGAAGAUACCUGGUCUAUCAGCGGUAAAUCGUUCCACAAGAAGUGUUUAUUCUAGUCUCAAAACUGUCUGCCAAUUUUUUCUGCGUAAUAUUUAUGUGGAUGAGCGGAUCUUUCCGAAACGUGCGCAUCGUUUUACGGCAAUAUACAGCCGUGACAAGGAGUAUCUUUUUGAUAUACGACAGGAUUGUUUCUUUACAACAGCUGUGAGGUCGCGAAUUGUGGAAUUCAUAUUAGAUCGUCAACGUUUUCCUGCCAAGCGUCACAAUGACAUGGCUUUUGGUAUUGAACGUCUGGUGGCCGAGGGUGUCUACUGUGCCGCCUAUCCUCUACAUGAUGGCGAGAUUACGGAAGUUGGCACAAUGCGAGAAUUGCUCUACUCAAACUGGGCAUCAGUAAGAAAAUGGUAUCGCUAUCAGCCACUGGACGAUAUCAAGGAAUACUUUGGCGUCAAGAUUGGCCUAUACUUCGCCUGGUUGGGUUUCUAUACAUACAUGCUGCUCCUGGCCUCCAUUGUGGGCGUCAUUUGUUUCCUUUACUCCUGGAUCUCACUCAAGAACUAUGUGCCUGUUCAAGAUAUCUGCCUGCGCUCAAACGAAAAUUUUACAAUGUGUCCGCUCUGCGAUUGGUGUGAAUUUUGGAAUUUGAAGGAGACCUGCAACUAUGCCAAAAUUACCUACCUUAUAGACAAUCCCAGUACGAUAUUCUUUGCCGUCUUUAUGUCUUUUUGGGCAACGCUCUUUUUGGAGCUUUGGAAACGCUAUUCGGCUGAGAUAACACAUCGUUGGGAUUUGACAGGAUUUGAUGUACACGAGGAACAUCCAAGACCACAAUAUUUGGCCCGUCUGGAACACAUUGAACCGACGCGCACCGACUAUGUUACCAACAUGAAAGAACCAACGGUGCCAUUUUGGCGAAUGAAAUUGCCAGCGACAGUUUUUAGCUUCUCUGUGGUGGUGCUACUAAUAGCCUUGGCUUUUGUGGCUCUCGUUGCUGUGGUUGUCCAUCGCAUGUCCAUGCUGGCUGCUCUUAAAGUCGAUGGCAGUGGAAUGACCACUUCGAAAGCUAUUGUCUUGGCCGCUGCAUCAGCUGCAUUUGUCAAUCUCUGCCUGCUAUAUGUAUUGAACUAUCUGUAUAAUCAUUUGGCUGAGUAUCUCACGGAGCUGGAAAUGUGGCGCACUCAAACACAAUUCGAUGAUUCGUUGACGCUUAAAAUUUACCUCUUGCAAUUUGUAAAUUAUUACGCUUCCAUAUUUUAUAUUGCGUUCUUCAAAGGUAAAUUUGUUGGCCACCCGGGAGACUACAUAACGGUAUUUAAAUAUCGUCAAGAGGAGUGCUCAUCUGGCGGCUGUUUGACAGAGCUUUGUAUACAACUGGCCAUUAUAAUGAUUGGCAAACAGGCUUUUAAUACUAUACUAGAGGUUUACUUGCCCAUGUUUUGGCGCAGAGUGUUGGCCAUUCAGGUGGGUCUUUCGCGGCUCUUCAGCAAUGAGGUUAAACCGGAUAAAACGAAGGAUGAACGCUGGAUGCGUGAUUUAAAACUUCUUGAUUGGGGUCCACGUAGCUUGUUUCCAGAAUAUCUGGAAAUGGUUCUACAAUACGGUUUUGCCACCAUCUUUGUGGCUGCCUUUCCGCUUGCUCCCUUCUUUGCGUUACUUAACAAUAUACUCGAAAUGCGGUUGGAUGCCAAGAAACUGUUGACACAUCAUAAGAGACCUGUCUCGCAGCGUGUCAGGGACAUUGGAGUCUGGUAUCGAAUACUCGAUUGCAUUGGCAAACUGAGUGUCAUAACAAAUGGAUUCAUCAUUGCCUUCACCUCGGACAUGAUACCACGUUUGGUCUAUCGCUGCUUAAAGUCUAAAGAUGGUACUCUAACUGGUUACUUGGACUUUACUUUGUCCGAGUUUAAAAUCUCGGAUUCGGAUAAGCUAAAGAGCCUUGCUGGAGAUUAUUCAAACAUUACAACGUGCAAGUACACGGACUUUCGGGAGCCACCAAGCUCAGCGAAUCAUUACAAAUUGACGAGCGAUUUCUAUAUAAUUCUGGCAUGUCGUUUGGGCUUUGUUGUAGUUUUUGAAAACUUUGUGGCGCUUGUCAUGAUACUGGUGCGAUGGUGCAUUCCCGACAUGAGUGUGGAGCUACGAGAUCAAAUCAGACGAGAGGCUUACAUAACCAAUGAGAUUAUCAUUGACCAAGAGGCGCAACGUGCGCGAUUUGAGCGUGCUAAGCGUAGUCAUUCAGUUAUGCGCGAUCCCAGUGAACAGGAGGUAGAUGCUGCCUCGGUGGAUGAGCCAAAUGCAAAGUUCAUUAAGAUUGAAAAACUACUUAAUCCGCAUCUCUCCGAAAUUGAAAUGGACUCAAUAAUACAUGCCGAAAACCCGAUUACAGGCAUUUCGGGUGCAGACUGUUAAAAACUACUCACAAAUUCAACUCUCAUUAACAAAUGAUUAUUUAGUUGAAUUAUUAGCUUAAGAUUAUUGUGUUACGCCAGUUCCUUUCACUCACUUAAUUAGUUUUUAUCUCAAUAAUAUGUGCAAUUGUUUGCCAUGUGGUUUUUAAGCUUUACUCACUAAAAAUACGUCUCAUUUUUGUUAUAGACAAAUGUGAUUUUGAUAUCAAUUCACUUUAAAAUAUCAAACAAUUGAGUACCUGUGCAAAGGCCUCAACAUAAAUAUAAAUAGAUCACAAUUAUUAGUGCCAAAAAAUAUUAAGCAAGCACAAAUAGUAAAAAUAUUUAUUAUUAAUUAAUGAUAUAUAAUAUGCGAAUGAGCAAUCGUGCAUCACUUCAAUUGAAUUUAAUUCAUUUUGUUUGUGUUAAUAUAAUUAUUUUCCUUGCAAUAUAUGUUUUUUAAUCUCAUCUAUUGUUUGUAAUGAAACUCAGGCUCUCUCGAAACACCUAUUGAACCUACCAUAAAUAAAUGUGAAUCUGUUUUAGAUUAAGUAAUAAAUAUAU